This is a messenger RNA of Ricinus communis (castor bean), 1617 nucleotides long. RefSeq names its product plant UBX domain-containing protein 4. The transcript has 4 exons. Gene Ontology annotation, molecular function: ubiquitin binding. The record is from RefSeq and is a predicted model, not a curated record. Bases 135 to 1421 code for a protein of 428 amino acids. Lineage: Eukaryota; Viridiplantae; Streptophyta; Magnoliopsida; Malpighiales; Euphorbiaceae. Gene Ontology annotation, cellular component: cytosol; nucleus. Gene Ontology annotation, biological process: nuclear membrane reassembly; membrane fusion; autophagosome assembly.
AGAAUACCGUCGUUUAACUUUGCCAAGCUUAACAUAUUACAUAUAUCAUGGCAAUUCAAUUGGCAAAAGAAGCUGAAUCAAAUUAAACACCGAAGAAAGGCUUUGAUUAUACAGCAGAGCAAAGCAAAGCAGUCAUGGACAACACAACAGAAGCAGAAGCACCAAACGCAGCCCUAAUCAAUUCAUUCUGUGAAAUCACUUCGUCUUCAAAAGAAGAAGCCAUCUUUUUCCUCGAAAGCCAUCAAUGGAAUCUCGAUUCCGCCGUCUCAACUUUCUUAGACGACGACAACGACAACGACAACACCAACACCAACAGCAACAACAGUAUUAACAAUAAUAUUGACCCUGUUUCUGCUCCUUCGACACGUCCUUCCAAUUCUUUAUCCUCCUCUCCUUCUCCCGAGUCUCAUUCUCCUAAUUACAGUCCUUCACUAUCUCCCUCUCGCUCUCGCUCUCCCUCUCCAUCUCCUGCAGCACCUUAUCGGUUACGAUCCAGAAGGAAGAAGCCGGCCAAGUCUGCAGCUUCUGCUGGUGGAAGCAAAACGCGUCGUGAUGGAGUCCGUACACUUGCUGAUCUGAAUCACGCGCCUGAUGCGAGGUCUGCUAGCGACGACGACGACGAUGACUAUGAGCCUGAGGAGUAUUAUACUGGUGGCCAAAAGAGUGGCAUGCUGGUUCAAGACCCUACAAAACCUUACGAUGCAGAUGCAAUUUUUGACCAAGCUAGACACUUAGGUGUGGAAAGACCUGUUGAUAACCUUCACUCUUCCUCAAGUUCUAGAAGCUUCACUGGGACUGGGAGAUUAUUAUCGGGUGAGACUGUUCCAUCCGCUCCUCAACCAUCUCAGGCUGUCAAUCACAAUGUCACUUUUUGGAGGAAUGGCUUUACUGUAAAUGAUGGCCCUUUGCGAAGAUUUGAUGAUCCCUCUAAUGCAGCCUUUUUAGAGAGCAUCAAGAAGUCCGAGUGUCCCUUUGAGCUUCAACCUGCAGAUGGGAGGUCUCAGGUCCAUCUUGAUCUCAUGAGGCGGGAGGAAAACUACUAUGAACCGAAGAAACGCCAGACUUCAUUUCAAGGCGUGGGAAGAACUUUAGGUAGCAGCAGUGGCACUGCCACUGAUCCAGCUUCUCCCACUGUUUCUUUGAAGACACCUCCUUUGCCAUCAGUAGGUCUAGUUGUAGAUUCUUCAUUACCAACCACUUCAAUUCAGCUUAGGUUAGCCGAUGGCACGCGCAUGGUAUCACGGUUCAAUUUGCAUCAUACUAUCAGAGAUAUCCGUGACUUCAUUGAAGCAUCAAGACCUGGAGGGGAGAGAAAUUACCAACUGCAAACCAUGGGGUUCCCUCCCAAACAGCUCAUUGAUCCAGAGCAGACAAUAGAAGCCGCUGGCAUUGCAAAUUCUGUUGUUAUUCAGAAAUUUUAAACUGACAGCAGGUGGAAUACCCUCUUGGUCAAGCUCCUGGCAUAUAUUAAGUUGUAUUCCUUAUAUUAUAGGAGACUCCGAACAUAAUGUUUCCAAAUUCCCGUCAGUCCCAACCAAAUAUCAUGUUUUGGAAUAAGGUGCAAUUUAACUUACGAACUUAUAACUUGGGUUCAAUUUGACUUCCUUUUCUUCUUUC